CACGAGGGGGAGAGGAGGUGCGUGCUGCUUCGGGUGGCCUCUCCAUCCCGGCGAACACCUUUCGGACGCACGGAUGAGGAUGAUGAUGAUGGACGCUCGGUGCCCGCUCCUGCUGCUCCUGGUUCUCCUCGCCAUUGCGGGAGGUGGCCUCGCUGCAGACACAGAGGAACGGUUGGUGGAAUAUCUUCUAAACCCCGCACACUACAAUAAACUGAUUCGUCCUGCGACCAAUGGUUCCGAGUUGGUGACUGUGCAGCUGAUGGUGUCGUUGGCCCAACUCAUCAGUGUGCAUGAGAGAGAACAAGUGAUGACCACCAACGUCUGGUUGACACAGGAGUGGCAGGACUACAGACUGACGUGGGUCCCUGAGGAGUUUGAUGGGAUGAUGAAGGUCAGACUACCUUCAAAGCACAUCUGGCUGCCUGAUGUGGUUCUCUACAACAAUGCUGAUGGUGUGUAUGAGGUAUCGUUCUAUUCUAAUGCAGUGGUGUCCUACGAUGGCAGUAUCUUCUGGUUGCCUCCAGCUAUUUAUAAAUCAGCCUGUAAGAUCGAAGUGAAGCACUUCCCAUUUGACCAGCAGAACUGCACGCUGCGUUUCCGCUCCUGGACUUACGAUCGCACUGAAAUUGACCUGGUGCUCCGAGCUGAUGUGGCCAGCAUGGAUGACUUCACGCCCAGCGGCGAGUGGGACAUCAUUGCCCUUCCCGGCCGACGAAACGAGAAUCCGGCUGAUCCUGCUUACGUGGACAUCACAUAUGACUUCAUCAUCCGUAGGAAACCUCUUUUUUACACCAUUAACCUCAUCAUUCCAUGUGUCCUCAUCACCUCUCUGGCCAUUCUGGUGUUCUACCUUCCUUCUGACUGCGGAGAGAAGAUGACGCUGUGCAUCUCUGUGCUGCUGGCGCUCACUGUGUUCCUGUUGCUUAUCUCCAAAAUCGUUCCACCUACAUCGCUAGAUGUUCCCCUCGUUGGGAAGUACCUGAUGUUCACCAUGGUUCUGGUCACCUUCUCUAUCGUCACCAGUGUUUGUGUUCUCAACGUGCACCACCGUUCGCCCACCACGCAUACCAUGCCCCCCUGGGUCAAGCUGGUGUUUCUGAACAAGCUUCCCGCCCUUCUCUUCAUGCGGCAGCCCAGGAAUAGCUGUGAACGCCAGCGGCUGCGACAAAGGAGGAGGGCCCAGGAGCAAAAGGAAGGGGGCCGGAGCAGGGAGGCUGGGGCUUUGAUGGUCAGCCUUGGGUUGGGUGGUGGUGAGGGGAACGGAGGAGGAACCUCCACAGGGGUGUUCAGCAAGGAGGACGGUGACCCUUGUACCUGUUACGUGAAUCGGGCAUCCGUCAAACAGUUCGGAGGUGAUCUUGGGGGUGCAGGAGGAGGGUCCAUGGACGGGCUGAACAGAGCGAGGGAGGGACAUGAGGCGAGCUCAGGAAACUUGCCACGGGGGAAGCAGGCUGCAGGAGGUCCCGGACUGACACAGGCUUUGCUGGCACAAGCCUGUCCGGGCUUUGAGGAUGCUGUGGAAGGAGUACGUUUCAUCGCCAACCACAUGAAGAGCGAGGAUGAUGACCAGAGUGUGAGCGAAGACUGGAAGUAUGUUGCCAUGGUCAUCGAUCGACUUUUCCUGUGGAUCUUUGUAUUUGUGUGCGUGUUUGGAACAAUGGGCAUGUUUAUGCAGCCGCUCUUCCAGAAUUACACAGUCAAAACCAUCACCAGCACGCCAGGCUGACCGAACCUGGGCCACCAACAAACUGAUGGACAGCUCCCCCAACCAAUCAGCACAGCAAAACAAGGCCAGAUUGGGGGGCGGUGUUUGGGUAUAACUGUAACCAAGACUGAAACUCAGCAGCAAUCACACCCAUUACCUUUCUAGUAAUGUCUUUUGCAAAGAACAUGUAUUUCUUGUAAGAAGGAA
Thalassophryne amazonica is the source of this 1912-nucleotide messenger RNA. RefSeq names its product cholinergic receptor, nicotinic, beta 2 (gene chrnb2). Gene Ontology annotation, cellular component: neuron projection; postsynaptic membrane; synapse. The record is from RefSeq and is a predicted model, not a curated record. The transcript is spliced from 6 exons. The coding region runs from base 74 to 1726 and encodes 550 amino acids. Gene Ontology annotation, molecular function: acetylcholine-gated monoatomic cation-selective channel activity; transmembrane signaling receptor activity. Gene Ontology annotation, biological process: regulation of membrane potential; monoatomic ion transmembrane transport; nervous system process. Lineage: Eukaryota; Metazoa; Chordata; Actinopteri; Batrachoidiformes; Batrachoididae.